AUGUCGACGACGUCGAAGCCCACAUCAAGCGAGGAUAUUGUCGGGAGAAAGUACGACCAGUGCCUGGCCGACCUGAUCCUCAAAACUGGAAUCGGAUUUGGCGCCGGCGUCGUUGCAUCCGUCAUUCUUUUCCGAAGACGAACAUGGCCAAUUGCCUUGACCACCGGUUUCGGUGCUGGUAUCGCAUAUGCUGACUGCGACCGCUCCUUCAACCCUGCCAGACUCUCCGGCUACCGCGUCAUUCCCCAGUCCGAAGCCCCACCCAGCAAGUAA
Coprinopsis cinerea okayama7#130 is the source of this 273-nucleotide messenger RNA. RefSeq lists its product as hypothetical. The coding region runs from base 1 to 273 and encodes 90 amino acids. Lineage: Eukaryota; Fungi; Basidiomycota; Agaricomycetes; Agaricales; Psathyrellaceae. The transcript is spliced from 5 exons. Gene Ontology annotation, cellular component: MICOS complex; mitochondrion; mitochondrial inner membrane. The record is from RefSeq and is a predicted model, not a curated record.